Ichthyophthirius multifiliis is the source of this 1962-nucleotide messenger RNA. RefSeq names its product plasmepsin 5, putative. Gene Ontology annotation, molecular function: aspartic-type endopeptidase activity. Lineage: Eukaryota; Ciliophora; Oligohymenophorea; Hymenostomatida. Gene Ontology annotation, biological process: proteolysis. The transcript has 3 exons. The record is from RefSeq and is a predicted model, not a curated record.
AAUAACAAGAAAAAAAUAAAAAAAAUGUUAAAAAAACUUGUAAAAGCCUUUCUAAUAUUAUACAUGUUAUUAAUAUCUUUAUCAAAAUCCCAAAAAGAGGAUUAUUUCUACGAACGUAUUCACACUGUUAGACUAGAAGGAAGUACUGAUGAAACCGUAUAUUGGAUAAAUAUAUAUAUAGGUAGCCCUCCCUAACGCUAAACCGCAAUAAUAGACACUGGAAGUUAUUUAUUAGCAUUUCCUUGCUAGGAAUGUAAAACAUGUGGUGACCAUAUUAGUUAUCCAUAUGAUUUAGAAAAAUCGUUAACUGCAAAAAAGGAAAAAUGUAAAUCAACAAAAUUAUCAUGUUAAGGUUAUUGUAAUAAUUUUUCCCAAGAAUGUAAUUGGAGUGUAAGUUAUGCGGAAGGAUCUUCAAUAAGUGGUUAUAUGGCCGGAGAUUAUGUUGUUUUGGGGGAUGAGAUGUAAGAUUAUAUCGAAAAAUUGACCAAAAACUAAAUUUCGGAAAAGGAAGAAUAAGAAUAUUUGACUUAUAUUAAACACGAGAGUGUUUUUUUGAAUUUCGGGUGCACAACAAAUGAAACUAAUUUAUUCCUGAGUUAAGUGCCAGAUGGAAUUAUUGGUUUAGCUCCUUCGGAUAAAAGCGGAAGAGCAAAUACAGGAAAUAUUGUAGAUGAGAUUUUCAAAAAGCACAAAUAAAAUAAUGAAACUCAUGUUUUUUCUUUAUGUUUAAAUGCAGAAAAAGGUGGUUAUAUGAGUGUUGGAGGUUAUAAUUAUGAAUUACAUGAAAAAAAUGCGAGAACUUAAAUUAUUCCAUUUGAUUCUGAUAGUGGUUACUAUUCAGUUAGCAUUAAACAAAUUCUUAUUUAAAAUAAUGUUAUUGUUACAAAUAUUGGUUAUACUAUUAUUGAUUCGGGUACUACUAUUGUUUUAGGUCCUUCAAGAAUUAUUAAUCCAAUCAUUUAAAAAAUUAAUGAAUUAUGUGAAAGUGAAUAGUAUAGUUGCGGAGGUUCUAAAAAAAAUGGAGAUAAAUAAUAGAGUAAGUUUUUGUAUAAUCCAUCUAAAUAUGAGAAUAAUGUGAAUAAUUUUUUUGAUAGUUUCCCUAAUAUUGACUUUAAAUUUGAGAAUGGGUAAGUUAUUGUAUGGAAACCAAGUGCUUAUUUAUAUAUAGACCGAAAAAAUGGGUACAAGAAUUUGUAUUAAUUCGGGUUUGAGGCUUACGAGAGUGGAAAAUUAUAUUUAGGAGGACCUUUUAUGAAAAAUUAUGAUAUUUUAUUUGAUAGAGAUAAUUAAGAAAUUCAUUUUACGGCUUCUAAGUGCACUAUAGAAGGGAUUACAAGUAUGCAUAUGAAUAAUAAUUCAAAUAAGGUAAAAAAAAGUAUAGAAGAUGGAACAUUUGUAAAGGACGUUUAAAAUUUUAAGAAGAAUAUUUACAUUAUGUAAAAAAAAUAUACCAAAAUAAAUAAUGAUUAUUAAAAAAACAAUCAAAAUAACGAUUAUAAUAAUAAUAAUUUUAAAAAUAAUAGUAAUAAUAAAGAUAACACAAAAGAUUAAAACAAAAAUUUAAAUAAUUUAGUUAAAAUAAUUUGGGUUUUAAUGGUUUUAUUAGGAGUUUUUUCGCUUGUUGUCUCUUUUUAUUAUAUUUAUAGAAAUUUCAAAAAAAAUUAUGAUCCGAAAUUAAUUCAGUUAGAUGAUUAGGAUGAUGAUUUAACUAUAGGAAAUAAAUAGUAAAAUUAGAGAAAUAAUGAAUUACAAUCGUCUGAUCAUUAGUAAAUUUAAAUGUAAGAAAGUGUAAACAAUAAUGAAAUUUAAUAAAAUCAUUUGGAAAAUGUAUGAAAUAAUAAUUAUUUAUUAGAGAAAACUUAACAAAUCUAAAUAAUUUUAUUUUUUUGUUUAUAAUUAUUUUUUUAUGAAUACUAAAUUUUUGUUUGAAUUGUAUUUAUAAUAAAUAAUUUGAAAAUUAUU